GCCAGGUAUUCGGCCCGUGUCCCUCCCGUGUCCGUGAGACUCCCGCGCCGCUCGAGGUGCAUCCGCGCAGGUCGCAGCCAUGAAGGGCUUCAGGCAAAGGGUUCACGAACAGCUCUCGCGAGCGAAAGACAACAAAUCGUCCAAGAAAAAGGACUCCAGCUCUGGUACCUCCUCUCCCUCUCAUGGCGCAACGCAAUCGCCGUCCGGCUCGGCCAACGCCACGCCAACGUCGUCCCAGACACAUUUGCUAGAUGCACGGAACAAGCCGCUACCCUCAGGAGAUAGCUCUGCGGGGAGUGUUAGCUCUUUACCCGCAGGACAGCCCGGCUUGCCCAGCUCCCUGACCCCCGGAUCGCAGUUUGGAGGACAGCAAGGCAUCAUGGGUCUUGGCGGUGCCGGUAAUGCGGGCGCCGGCGGUCCUGGGACUCCCCAUCGGUCCAGUCAACCAUUGGCACCCAGCGUCAUCAUCAGCCCCAGCGCUCCACAUAUUCCCCCACCUGGCGCGGCGGAAACCAUGCCCGGCGAUCUCCUCCCCCCCAAAGCGGGCCAGAAGUCGUUGAUCUUCGACCGCCUCCAGACAACACCCAAGGAUGCGGUUGAGGGCAUCCGGACGCCCAAGAGGCAGCACUCUUCUCGCUUUGAUAUCUCAGAUCAGCGCCAACGAGAGUUAGAAAAGCUCCCCGGCUUCCACGAAGUUCCGCCGAACAAGCGCGAGGAUCUCUUCAUGCAGAAGAUUGACCAGUGCAACAUCAUCUUUGAUUUCAAUGAUGCGAGCGGGGACAUGAAGUCCAAGGAAAUCAAGCGUCUUGCUCUGCAUGAGCUGCUGGAUUACGUUGCUAACAAUCGCCAAGUCAUCACAGAGAAGAUGUAUCCCCGCGUGGUGGAGAUGUUCAGCAAGAAUUUGUUCCGACCGAUCCCACCGCCAAUGAAUCCUCAGGGCGAGGCAUUCGACCCCGAGGAAGACGAGCCGGUUCUGGAAGUGGCCUGGCCGCACAUCCAAGUUGUCUAUGAGUUCUUCCUACGCUUCAUCGAAAGCCAGGACUUCAACACCAACAUCGCCAAGGCAUACAUUGACCACAGCUUUGUGCUUAAUGUAGGUUUUCUGUUUGAUUCGGAAGAUCCCCGGGAACGCGACUUCCUCAAGACUACCCUCCAUCGCAUCUACGGCAAAUUCCUCAAUUUGCGUUCGUACAUCCGCCGCUCCAUCAACAAUGUCUUCUUCCAGUUCAUCUACGAGACUGAACGCUUCAACGGUAUCGCCGAACUUCUCGAAAUUCUGGGAUCCAUCAUCAACGGGUUCGCUUUGCCGCUAAAAGAGGAGCAUAAGCUCUUCCUGACCCGCGUGCUCAUCCCCCUGCACAAGGUGAAGAGUUUGAGCAUGUACCAUCCGCAGUUAGCAUAUUGUAUCGUUCAGUUCUUGGAGAAGGACGCAGCGUUGACAGAAGAGGUUGUUCUGGGUCUUCUCCGAUAUUGGCCAAAGGUCAACAGUACCAAGGAGGUAAUGUUCCUGAAUGAGGUCGAAGACAUUUUCGAGGUCAUGGACCCUGCCGAGUUCGCAAAGGUCCAGGAACCGCUAUUCAACCAACUGGCGAAGUCGGUUGCCAGCCCACAUUUUCAGGUCGCUGAGCGAGCCCUCUAUUUCUGGAAUAACGAAUACUUCUGCAACUUGGUAAGCGACAAUGUCGAAGUGAUCUUGCCGAUCAUGUUCGCACCGCUGUAUGAGAAUUCGAAAGGACACUGGAAUAGGACUAUUCACGGUAUGGUAUAUAAUGCCAUGAAGCUAUUCAUGGAAGUAAAUCCCCAACUCUUCGACGACUGCUCGCACGAUUACGCCGAGUCCCAGAACAAUGCCGGCGAGAGACAGCAAACUCGUCAAGAUCGUUGGGACAAACUCGCAAAGCUAGCAGAGGCAAAACAGAAUGGAAAGGUGGAAUCCAAGGCCCCGUCAAUCUCCAAGGUCGGCUCUCCAAUGCGGAUAGAUGAUUCGGAUCCAUUGAGCCAGGACAGCCAGAGACGCCUUGAAGCACUCCGCCUUCAGGACGAUGGGACGGCAUCAAGUCACAAGAGGCCGAAGGAGUAUGAGCGGCAGAACAGUCAGACUUCGGUACGUUGAUUCUUAAGUCCUUAAAAGUCGUCGAGGGAUGAACUUUUUCUAUGGCCGAAUCAUUGUACUCUUAAUUCUAUCCCUAGAUCCCUAGGCCAAUUUCCUCUUGUUGAGAAUUGCAUUGGAUUCGGUUUCAAGAUCUGACUUGUUUGUGCUCGCUUUUCGCAGCGCCGACACCACUCAUCGCA
Molecule: messenger RNA, 2292 nt
Organism: Lindgomyces ingoldianus
Lineage: Eukaryota; Fungi; Ascomycota; Dothideomycetes; Pleosporales; Lindgomycetaceae
Product: protein phosphatase 2A regulatory B subunit
Exons: 7
Coding region: 80-2113 (677 amino acids)
Biological process (GO): signal transduction
Cellular component (GO): protein phosphatase type 2A complex
Molecular function (GO): protein phosphatase regulator activity
Source: RefSeq, a predicted model, not a curated record